Teleopsis dalmanni is the source of this 2489-nucleotide messenger RNA. Its product is annotated as poly(A) polymerase-like. The record is from RefSeq and is a predicted model, not a curated record. Lineage: Eukaryota; Metazoa; Arthropoda; Insecta; Diptera; Diopsidae. Bases 36 to 2489 code for a protein of 817 amino acids. The transcript is spliced from 9 exons.
AUUUGUUUUUUUACGGAAGAUCAUUCAUAUACAUUAUGAAUAGCGCAAAUAAAUAUUUACAAAGUGGACUAAGUAAACAGCAGGCUGACAAUCAAAUAAUGAAUGAUGACGUCUGCACAUCCUCCCAUGAUGAUGAUGAGAAGCAACUGCUUGUUUUACUCCAAAAAUUUAAUUUAGUUGAAGUCUUACGCUAUCUAAAAGCUGCAAAGGUGACUUAUCGUAGUUUAAAAUACAUGAAUUAUGAUGACAUGAAAGAAGCAAUACCACCUCUUGGCUUACGUAUGGAAUUCAGGGAAAAAUUGCUCUCCUGGAAAAAUGGAGAAUAUCAGUCAAACAAUGAUGGGAUGAAUGAGAAUACAAGUAGUGAAACUUCUACUUCAUUUUCGUUAAGCACAGCUAUAUCCUCUACACCAUUACGACACAUAUUGAGUAAGCCUUUAAGAGAUUUACUUAACAACAGUCCAGAAGGUAAGGCACUUAUUUUAUCCUAUUGUGAGAACCAAGGAUUAAAUUAUAAAAAAAGAGAGACAUUAAUCAAGAUUAUUGUGGAGGAUUUAAUUACACAUGACAUCAACUUAAAACCACAAGACUACGCAGCCUUAAUUGAUGAAAUAGUGUCAGUUUUCAAAACUGAAACAAUGUAUAGGGAUUACUAUUAUAUUCAUCGCACCAGUAAAAGAAAUCCAUCUGGAAAGUUGUACCUUAAAUACUCAAACAUGAGAAGUAAGAAAAUGAAACUAAACGUGCAGAAAUCGAACAAAUUCAUACAUAUGUCUGAAAUGAGCAUCAAAAUUAAAGAUAACAGUUUACGCAAUGCCUCUAAGGAGUCUUUAAGAAAAUCCGAUCAUUCAUGGAACGAAGAGAAAGAUACUGGCCGUGAAACAUUUCAAUGCCGUGGAAAGCAUUUAGCAGAAUUAAAUUCUUCGAAAAAAGUUUUCGCUAAUUGGGCAGUCUACGCUACUCCUGAAGCGGUUAGUUUGAUUCAAAGUGAUUUUGAUGUGAUUCAACCGGGAAAAAGUGAACAUUUAUUUUCUAAAUGGUGUCAUUUUAGUAUUAAAAUUAAAGAAUAUUAUAAAAAAAAUGUACAUAACAGCAAUUGUAAAAUGUUAUUGCAAUUACUCAAAGAUCAAGACACAGAUGUUGCUAACACUGAUAAUCAGAAGGAUUCAGGACCUGGCGGUAUUAAAAACAAAGAAGUAGCAAGUCAAAAAAUAAAAAAGACUAAAACAUUAAAAGAAGGAGCCCAUGUAAUAACUCCAGCUGAAAUUGGACCACAAAUUAUGUUAAAAGCGAAUGUAGUAAAUGAAGCAAAACAAAUUAUAGACUUUAUAAAUCCAGAUCCUUCUAAACCUCCAAAACCAGGGCAUGAAGACGACGAUUGUGUUGAAAAUGUUGAAAUAACUAAGCAAGAACAAGAAAAAGAACUUAUAAUGGAGGGUAAUGCUAAACAACUUACUGGUGUUAAACUUGAUCAACAAGCAAUUAUUGAUCUAAACAUAGCUAGUAAAGUCAUACAAAAAAUUAAGUGUAAGUCACGAAAAACUACAACAAAAAAGCCAACUACAUCAACAAGAAAACCAACACAUAAGCCAACCACGUCAACUAGAAAACCGACACGUAAGCCAACUACGACUACGCGAAAGCCAACAACGACUACACGAAAGCCAACAACAACUACGCGAAAGCCAACUCGUAAGCCAACAACGACUACGCGAAAGCCAACAACGACUACACGAAAGCCAACAACAACUACGCGAAAGCCAACUCGUAAGCCAACAACGACUACGCGAAAGCCAACUCGUAAGCCAACAACGAGUACUCCAAAGCCAACUCGUAAGCCAACUCGAAAACCAACACGAAGACCAACAAGAAGACCAACACGGAGACCUACACGGAAACCAACACGAAAACCAACUACAACAACACAAAGGCCGACAACUUCAACUCCAACACCAACGACGUCAACAUCAACUUCAACAUCAACAUCAACUUCAACUUCAACUUCAACAUCAACUACUUCUACUCCAACACCAACCACACCUUCUACAUCAACUUCAACUCCAACACCAACUACACCAACAACUUCAACUCCAACACCAACUACACCAACAACUUCAACUCCAACUCCAACACCAACCACAUCAACUUCAACUUCAACUUCAACUCCAACACCAACGCCAACUACACCAACUACAUCAACCUCAACUCCAACUCCUACUACACCAACAACUUCCACUCCAACACCGACGACCUCUACUCCAACGCCGACAACAUCAACGUCGACAUCAACACCAACACCUACACCAACAACUUCAACUACUCAACAACUGCCUAAAAGUACAACACCACGACGACGUUGCUAUCGUCGUUAUUGUCGUAAGUGGCGUAAUAGACCCAUAUACAGAUGCUGUACAAACUGUGAUGGACUUUCAGCAUAUCCUCGCCCUAAAUAUAGCUAUCAUUCCUACGCAUCAAAGAAGUACCCAUAA